UGAGACUGUUUUUACUAAAACGUAAGAUUUACUGGACAAAGAAAGAGAUAGGAGGGAAAGAGAAGUCUAUGACAUUUGUGUCAAACCUGAAACAGUGGGGAAAAAAAAUUCCUUGCAAGCCAGAUCUACCUGGACUACUGGACUUCUUUAGAUAUUGUUCUCCUAUCUCUAAAUACACCUACCAAUCUACGAACCCACAUUGGCACACCCAUACUUCCCACCCCAAAUAUUCUCUCCAGGACAAUUUAACUCCACCUUAGAGAAAUCCAAAGAGGGGGAGAGGGGAAACUCCAUAGCUACUUCGUUACAAUUAAGGAGUCUGAGGAUUCAGCUGUGAUCUGCAGGAAGCGAGAAAGGCAAAGUUAAUUGAGGAAAAUUGUGGAGUAUCAUUAAGAGAAUCAGAUUUCCCCCGGUUUUCCCGACAAAUAAGGAUUAUAAAACAAAAAUUAAUUUGCACUCUCUUUCCGUUGUAAUGAACUUCAGUCUUCCAUGUUUCCCAGAGAGCCAUUCACAACAUAGAAUGACCGGGUUUCAUAAAUUGAAUCAGCUUAGGUGACAACAGAGCUAUUUGUCCCCGUUUCCACUUUCUCUCUCAUCUUGAUAGGAUCCAAACAUUUUGGAACAUCCCGAGAGUCAGUUAACUAACCCUUCCUAGAAACGAAACUGAAUCUUGCUAAAGUUUCCAGUUAUGCUGUUUCUCUCUGUCUGAGCCCACGAGUGGUGGGUUGAAGUGAUGUUUUUAUUCCACCGUGGAGCAGACUUGUGUGGGGCGGGAGAUGGGGUCUAAGUUAGGGAUGGAGGCGGAGGACUCUCGGUGUAUGUUGACUCUCUGGGGCUACUGCCCGAGUUUUUAGCAGUGGAGCGGAAACUAGAGGCAGGAGUUGGAAAGUGACGUACAGUAGCACAAGGGUUACUUUGUAUGACUCCCCGGUUCGUGAAGAGACAACGGGACAGUCAUUCAAUCCCGCCUUCAGCUGCAACCGUGGCACCUGGGGCUGCAGCCAGCCACCCUAGUUGCAAAUUUAAGUAAGAAGGAAGAAAAAGUUACAGACGAAGAAGGAUCAGUCUAAAGUCAGGGUGGUGUGGGCGGAGGUGGCAGCAGCGGACGAAGGAGGGAUUGUAAUAGAGUACAGGAACUGGGGUGGGGGGGGGAGAGGGAGAGGGAGGAGUGACGGGAGGAGGAGGGGAGGAGGACUCGUGGAUCCCAAUUCCCACAGAGCGAGGCGUUUCCACCCGUCUCUUCCCAAGGACUGGGAGCCCUGAACUGAAAGUGAUGAAGAUCACUUAAAAGACUGGAUUUGGGAGAGUGAGGGACGUACACACUCAGAUCUGGAGUAGGGUGGGGGGGAAGAGAGAGAGAAAAGAGGGAGAGGGAGUGUCUGCCAGAGGCUCCCGGCUGUGCUUUAAGCCUGAGAAGUUGUAGCAAGUACCCGUCGGACCAAUUAGCUCAUCAUUGGUUGGGGCUGAAGCGGGGUGUACGGGGAAGCAAGCAGGGGAAGCUCUAGACAACAUGGGGAGAGACGGAGGGGCAAGAAGGAAAGAAAUAGCGGCAGGAGAAGGGAAUCAAGGGCAGGAGGAACCGAGGAGACUUCGGCAGCAGCGGCACCGGCGAAGGAGGGAGAGCAAGACCAGAACUGUGCGCUCCAACCUGCUGCCGCCCCCGGGGGGUGGGGAGCCCGAUGUGACUGCGAAGGGGGCUCCCCAUCGGUGGCGGCGGAAUCAGGGCAGCUCCCAGUAUCUGGCUGACAACCGGCUGAAGACCACCAAGUACACUGUCUUGUCCUUUCUGCCCAAGAACCUCUUUGAGCAGUUUCAUCGCUUGGCUAACGUGUACUUCGUUUUGAUCGCUCUGUUUAACUUUGUGCCGGUCCUAAACGCCUUCCAGCCCGAGCUAGCCUUGGCGCCGGUGCUCUUCAUCUUGGCGGUCACCGCCAUCAAGGACCUGUGGGAGGAUUACAGUCGCCACCGCUCGGACCAUGAGAUCAACCACAUGGACUGCCUUGUCUACUGCAGGGAUGAAAAGAAAUUUGUGAACCGAUACUGGAAAGAAGUUCGAGUUGGGGAUUUUGUUCAGCUUCGAUGUAAUGAGAUUAUACCUGCUGACAUAUUGCUGCUUUCUUCAAGUGAUCCUGAUGGCCUCUGUCACAUUGAAACUGCCAACCUGGAUGGGGAGACCAAUCUGAAACAACGGCAGGUGGUGAGGGAAUUUUUAGAGCUGGAUGCUGAAUUCAAUCCCUUGAAAUUCACCAGUAUAAUCGAAUGUGAGAAGCCAAAUAAUGACCUAAGUAGGUUUCGAGGUUACAUUAUACAUGAAAAUGGGAAAAAAGCUGCACUUUAUAAAGAAAAUCUAUUGCUGCGUGGAUGUACCAUUAGAAAUACAGAAGAGGUAACAGGAAUAGUCAUCUAUGCAGGGCAUGAGACUAAAGCUUUACUAAACAAUAGUGGGCCACGUUACAAGCGAAGCAAGCUGGAAAGACAAAUGAAUAUGGAUGUCCUUUGGUGUGUCCUUAUACUCACAAUCAUGUGUCUAUUUUCAGCUGUUGGUCAUGGACUAUGGGUAUGGCAGUAUGGAGAGAGGAAGAAACCUUUAUUUGAUGUUCCAGAAUCGGAUGGCAGCUAUUUAUCUCCAGUUCUGGCUGCAGUAUAUUUAUUUUUGACAAUGAUAAUAGUUCUUCAGGUUCUAAUCCCAAUUUCUUUAUAUGUUUCCAUUGAAAUUGUCAAAAUAUGUCAAGUAUUUUUUAUUCACCAAGAUAAAGAACUGUAUGAUGAAGAAACAGACUCUAAACUACAGUGUCGAGCCCUGAAUAUCACAGAAGAUUUAGGGCAGAUACAGUAUAUUUUCUCAGAUAAAACUGGCACCCUCACUGAAAACAAGAUGGUUUUUCGAAGAUGCACUGUUUCGGGCAUAGAAUAUUCGCAUGAUGCUAAUGCUCGUCGCAUAGCUAUGUAUCAGGAGGCUGACUCUGAGGAGGAUGAAGUCGUUCCAAAGGGAGGGACACUGUCCCAGCGGGGCAGUAUUGGUAGUCACCAAAGUGUCAAGAUUGUUCAUAGAACCCAGAGCACCAAAUCUCAUAGACGGACAGGCAGCCGAGCCGAAGCGAAGAGAGCCAGCAUUCUUUCCAAACAUACUGCUUUCAGCAGCCCAAUGGAAAAGGACAUUACCCCUGAUCCAAAACUCUUUGAAAAGGUAAAUGAAUGUGCCAGAUGUCUGGAAAUCAUGAGAAACCAGGAAAAGUCAUUAUCCCAUCUCACCCCGGAGCUUGCUGAUAUAUUUGACUUCUUUAUAGCCCUGACAAUCUGCAAUACAGUGGUAGUGACAGCCCCCAAUCAACCAAGACACAAGGUGAGAGUUAGGUUUGAACUGAAGUCUCCAGUGAAGACCAUAGAAGAUUUCAUUCGAAGAUUCACUCCUAGCCGUCUGACUUCUGGAUCUAACAGUGGGAGCUCCUCAAGCCUCUCCACCAACAAAUCAACCCACAAAACGGGUUCUAGCUUUCUGUCCACACUAUCCACUGAAAGUACUCUGCUCAAACUUGAAGCUAGAUUGACCCGUUCUUCCCCAAAGAUAAACAACAAUGGUUAUGGGGUACAGCCUGGAGGUGGCUGGACAACUGAGAAUAGCCUCAAGGAGGGUGAACUUCGUUAUGAGGCUGAAAGUCCUGAUGAAGCUGCUCUUGUCUAUGCAGCCAGAGCUUACAACUGUUCUCUAGUUGGCAGGCUGCCUGACCAGGUUUCUGUAGAACUCCCUUAUCUGGGCAGAUUAACCUUUGAGCUUUUACAUACGCUGGGUUUUGAUUCCAUCAGGAAGAGAAUGUCGGUUGUGAUUAGGCAUCCCCUUACAGACGAAAUAAAUGUUUACACCAAAGGAGCGGAUUCGGUGAUGAUGGAUCUUCUUCUGCCUUGUUCCGCAGAUGACUCAAGAGGAAAGCACCAAAAAAAAAUUCAAAGUAAAACUCAAAAUUAUCUAAACCUCUAUGCUGUAGAUGGAUUGCGUACCUUAUGUAUUGCCAAGAAGGUUCUAAGUAAAGAAGAAUAUGCCUGCUGGUUACAAAGCCAUUUGGAAGCAGAAUCCUCACUGGAGAACAGGGAUGAGCUGCUGUUCCAGUCUGCAAUCCGUCUGGAGACCAAUCUACACCUAUUGGGUGCAACGGGCAUUGAAGAUCGCUUACAAGAUGGAGUCCCAGAAACUAUUGCUAACUUGAGACAGGCUGGACUGCAGAUAUGGGUUCUCACUGGAGACAAACAAGAAACAGCUGUCAAUAUUGCCUAUGCUUGCAAACUGCUAGACCAUGAUGAAGAAAUCAUUACUUUGAAUGCUGAAUCACAGGAAACAUGUGCUGCUUUAUUGGAACAGUGUUCAUACUAUGUGGAGACAAAAUUUUCAAGUGAAGUGAAGAAAUCUCUUGGAAAGGUGAACAUUGGGUUCACCUCUCUCCAUCCACCUUCCCCAUCUGCUACUACAUGCCCCAACCUAGGCCUUGUGAUUGAUGGGAAAACUCUGGCUUAUGCACUGGACAGAACCUUGGAAGAUAAAUUUCUUUCCCUAGCUAGGAGAUGCCGUUCAGUCCUCUGCUGUCGAUCCACUCCAUUACAAAAAAGCAUGGUGGUAAAGCUGGUCAGAAACAAACUGAAAGCCAUGACCUUGGCAAUAGGUGAUGGAGCCAAUGAUGUCAGCAUGAUCCAAGUGGCUGAUGUUGGUGUGGGAAUCUCUGGUCAGGAAGGAAUGCAGGCGGUGAUGGCAAGCGACUUUGCAGUCCCGAGGUUCCGACAAUUGGAGAAACUUCUGCUUGUUCACGGACAUUGGUGCUACUCCCGACUUGCUAAUAUGGUGCUUUAUUUCUUCUACAAAAAUGCGAUGUUUGUGGCCCUUCUAUUUUGGUACCAGUUUUACUGUGGAUUCUCUGGGUCUUCCAUGAUUGAUCAGUGGUUUUUGAUCUUCUUUAAUUUAUUAUUCUCAUCACUUCCUCAAUUAAUUACUGGGGUGCUCGAUAAAGAUGUUCCAGCUGAAAUACUGGUUGCCGUACCUCAGCUCUACAAAAGUGGACAGAACAUGGAGGAAUAUCAGCCCUAUAUGUUUUGGAUGAACAUGAUUGAUGCCGCCUAUCAAAGCCUGGUUUGCUUUUUCAUCCCUUACUUCGCCUAUCAUGACUCUGAUGUUGAUAUAUUUUCUUGGGGAACUGUCAUCAUGACAAUAGCUCUCUUCACCAUCAUACUGCAUUUGGGCAUUGAAACCAAAACUUGGACUUGGCUCCACUGGACAGCAUGUGGCUUUAGUAUCCUUUUAUUUUUCAUUGUGGCUUUGGUGUACAAUGCCUCUUGUUCAACGUGUUUUCCUCCAUCUAACCCUUACUGGACUAUGCAAAAGUUAAUGGGUGAUCCCAUGUUUUACUUGACUACUAUCAUAUCAUCUGUUGUUGCCUUACUGCCCCGAUUUCUGUAUAGAACAUUCCAAGGGACGCUCUUCCCAACCCAGCUUCAGCUGGGUCGCCAGUUGGCCAGGUGGGCUCCAAAGAAAUUUAACGUUCCCAAAGACACCAUUUCUCAGCCACAUCCUGCAGGAGGGCAAGAAUUACAAAGCUCAGCUUUGAAGGGCAGUCAUAACUCUGGACCCCCUCCUCAAGACCACUUUCCACUAGCAUCUCAGUCUGGACUUCAACCAGCUUCUGUAACAGAGUCAAAGAGUGAGCACAGGACAGCAAAUGUGAAUGUCCAGUCCUUGAAUGACACUAUGAUGGACAGCUUAAGGGGACACUCUCCAGUGCCCCAGAGACCAGAAGGUGCUAUCCAAGAGGGACCAUCUGGUGAUUCUGAGGGGGAAUCCUCCACCAGAGAAGUAUCCCCUCUGUCUUCUAUUCUAGAUCUGCCAGACUUCAGUUUACUAAACUGGAUUUCAUCCACACCAUUAUUUAAUGGGUUUGGAAGAGCCUUUCGGCUUUCUCAGAGUAGUUUACAAACUGACAUGCUGGGCGGCACAUUUUUGUCUGUUGGCUCCCAGCUGGAUCAGGACUUAAAAGGUUUUAAAAGAGAGACCUCAGACUGCUUCCAGGAGAAAGUUAAAGGGACUGCAGCUGUUUGCCACAACAGUGAAAAUCUUGAAACAACCUUUUUAUAACAUGAACUUUAAUAAUAUUUAUGUUUUCUAUUUGCACAGAAGAGUUAUAGUAAAAUUGUCUUUAAAUGUUUCCAGGAUUGAAACAGGAAAUUAGAGGUACCAAAAAAAGGUUUAUUUUUAAAAUUUUAAGUAGAGUAUAUUGAAAAAGAUCAGAGCUUUAAAAUAUAAGAAAAAACAUUGCACUUGAAAAUUACAUUUAAAUCUAUUUUUUCAUCUCAUUUUAUAAGAAAAUGCAGUAUGUUUUAUCUUCUUCAAAAUGCUUUACUUAACAUCCUGUCUGGAAGUAUAAGCAUUGUACCUAGUUCCCAGGGCAUUGGUUUUCAUCACUUUUUUUAUGGCAGGGAUAUAGAUGGCCAUAAAGGAGAAAUCAUUCUACACACUUAAACAGCAAAUUCUACCAAGUGUGUUGCUCAUCUCUACAUGAAAAAAAGAAAAGUAGGUAGAAUUUCAGAAAAAUAAAAGGCAUGAACACUCAUUCCGUCCUUUAAUGUCAUUCAGUUAGCUUAUAAAUAUCACAUUAUGAGUAUUUCAUCCCUUUUGUAGUAUUUCACCUGUUUAAAACCAUAACAAACAAUAAAUAAAUGUUCAUAUUGCAAAGAAAAAGCGUCCCCUGUUGCCAUUAGUCAGUUUGUACAUUUAUACCUUCCAGAUUAUGUUUCCAGGAUGGCAUAGUACUCCUAGCCCAUUGGGACUUUUAUGCAUUAUAAAGAAGGUGGUUUGGUAAAAAGGAAAGUAUUAAUGCCAUUGCUUAGGCUUUGAUGCUUACAACUUCAGCGAACAUUUCACGUUUCUCGGCCUCCAUUUCAGUAAAAUAAUGAUUUCUUUUAGGCCUGAAUUUAUGAUCCACGCCAUCUCAUUCAGAGACAUGUUUUAAGUCAAGUCAAGUACUACUAUGUACCUACUAUGAUCAUACAGAGAAAGACAAGAAACAGGAACUCAGAGUCUAACGGGAAAGAAAAACUUUAUAUAAACAAAAUAUACACAGGGUAAAUUAGAGAUAAUUUAGAAAAAUUGCAGAAACUUUAAGAAAAGCUAGGAAAAACCUUGCAAGUACCUAAAGGUGACAAUGUUAGCUGAGGAGGGCAGAAAUAAGAAGGGAUAGCAUUCUAGGCACGUAUAACAGCCAGUGAAAAUUCUUUGAAUUGGGAAAUGGAGUAUCAUGUUCAAGGAAUAACCAGUGUCAUUAGAUCACAGAAUAUGUAAAGGGAAAUCAGCUAGCUAGAAUUUGGAGAGGAAGGGGACCUUAGGGAUAGUCCAUUCCAACUUCCUCAUUGUAUAUUCAAGGAAGCACAAAAAUAUGCAGUGUUUUACCUGAGGUCACAGAGAAGAAGAUACCCUUCUGAAAAGAACACUGGGUUUUGAAGUUAAAACUUGUUUAAAGACUAGAAAUGAGAGAAAGCGAAAGUGAGAGUAUGAAUGGUUUCAAUAUUAGCUUGGGCACUGAGAAUGAACUCCGGACUUGUCUAUUUCCUGGUUUUUAUAUAUGUAUAAAAUUUUGCCUAACUAAAUAAC
Antechinus flavipes (yellow-footed antechinus) is the source of this 7624-nucleotide messenger RNA. RefSeq names its product ATPase phospholipid transporting 10A (putative) (gene ATP10A). Gene Ontology annotation, molecular function: ATP binding; magnesium ion binding; ATP hydrolysis activity. The record is from RefSeq and is a predicted model, not a curated record. Gene Ontology annotation, biological process: phospholipid translocation. Bases 1511 to 6112 code for a protein of 1533 amino acids. Gene Ontology annotation, cellular component: plasma membrane. The transcript has 21 exons. NCBI's taxonomy places the organism in Eukaryota, Metazoa, Chordata, Mammalia, Dasyuromorphia, Dasyuridae.